Messenger RNA from Symbiodinium pilosum, 1545 nucleotides. The record is from the annotation of a GenBank genome assembly. Lineage: Eukaryota; Dinophyceae; Suessiales; Symbiodiniaceae.
AUGGAGAACAUCAACAAGGCUCGAAACCACAAGGGUAUCAUCGCCUUUCCAGCCAGCAAGCAUCGAGUUGCUUGGGAUCUGUUUGGUGGCCUGCUCAUCCUCUACGAUCUCUUUGUGAUUCCGUUGAAAGUGUUUGAGUAUCCUGAUACGCUUUUCACGGACUCUAUGGAUUGGAUGACUCUCCUAUUUUGGUCCCUCAACGUCCCUGCGACACUAACUGUGGGCUUUACACGCCGUGGAGAGACGGUCAUGGCACCGGGUGAGAUUUUGAAGAAUUACUUGAAAACUUGGUGCAUAGUGGACGUCAUCACGCUGGUCCCGGACUGGGCAUUUACGCUGGUGCGGAUAUCAACGCCAAACCUGGAAGAUGAAGCAAGCGGGGGUGGCCUCGGAGAAGAAGGGGUCCGCCUACUUCGUAUCCUUCGCUUGGCACGAACUGCACGGCUGCUGCGACUGCUGAAGCUGCAAAAGGUCAUGGAGAAGAUAAGCGAUUAUCUGGACUCAGAAGUGGCAAGCAUCAUGGCCAACAUCGCCAAGAUGAUUCUGCUACUGCUGGCAUUGAAUCACCUAAUCGCCUGCGUUUGGUACGCAUUGUCCAUAGCCUUCCACGAUGCUGGCAUCCCUGCCUGGGUCGACAGCGGCAUGCUCACGGAGCCCUGGGAUAUUCGCUACGUGACCAGCUUCCACUGGUCCAUCACGCAAUUUACGCCAGCCUCCAAACCUCCUGUCCAGCCUGCAAACAUUGUCGAGCAGACAUUUGCCAUCUUUGUCGUGGUCUUUGCUCUCGUUGGCUUUUCCUAUGUCGUCGGGAGCAUCCUAGGGUCGCUCGCGCAGCUACGAAGCAUGACGGAGCAGUCGGCCAAGGACUUCUGGAUGAUGCGGCGCUUCCUGCGAAGGAACCAUGUCCCCAUGGAGCUCGCUUCACGCAUCCAACGCUUCGUGGAGCACGCGCACUCCCAGCAGCAGAAGAAGAUGUCCGUCCAGGAAGUGAAGGUCUUAUCAUUGCUGUCAGAAGGUCUCAUGGAAGAAUUGCAGUGUGCCAUGAACAUGCCGCACAUGAUGGUUCAUCCUCUUUUUGCUUUUCUGAACAGCUUCUCCGUAAUCACAGUGCAACGCCUAGCCAAAGAGGCCGUGCAACGUUUCCAGCUGGCUCGAGGGGACACGCAGUUUCUACCGAAUCAGGAAGGCAGCUACCUGUACUUCAUCGCCGCUGGCCGGAUGCAAUAUGUCAGGGAUGCAGACACUCCAAACGCGCGCGUGGAAGUCGUGGACAAGGGCGAGGACUGGAUCGGAGAGCCGGUGAUGUGGACCCCAUUCUGGGUACACGUGGGCCAGUUGACCGCAGUGUCGGAGUGUGAUCUUUGCGCUGUGGCGCCAAAGGCGUUUGGCGAUAUCGUGGCGCUCGUACGGCCUGUCGCCGCCAUCGUCGCGCGCUACUCGCAAAAGUUCAUGAUGUGGGUCAAGGAUUUGGACACGAAGGGAGAGCUGACCGACGUCAUCCAGGGUGAGGACGCGACGGACACCAUCAGAAGCUUUCUCGACUAG